GUAUCAUAUAAGCCACCAGAGUGUUUUUCUCAAUCCAAUCAUACACACCAUAUUACCUAAAAAAAAUACUCAACAACUAAACCCAAACCAAAACAAGCUAGUUUAGCUAAUCAAAAACACUAAAAUCUCUUUCUCUUUUUUUUGGCCUUUUUUAUUAUUCUAGCUAGGAGUUAGUCAUGGCUGGAGCUGAAGCUACAAAAUAUGCUUCUUCUGCUACAAGUCCAACAACCACUGCGGCAAACAACAUGGCCACCAAAUCGAACAAACCAACCAUCAGAAGGUUCAUUGGGGUGAGGCAAAGACCCUCAGGAAGGUGGGUGGCUGAGAUCAAAGACUCUUCUCAGCACGUGAGAUUAUGGCUUGGAACCUAUGAUACUCCAGAAGAGGCCGCAAGGGCUUAUGAUGAAGCAGCACGAGCUCUGAGAGGUGAAAAUGCUAGAACCAACUUUGCACCAGUGAGCCAAGUCAUACUGGGUCAACAACAAUCAGGCUCUAAUAAUAACCUUUCAACUGGGUCUGAUAUUGGGAAGCAUGGUUUGAGCUUUGCUUCCUUGAAGGCCAAGUUGAGCAAGAAUCUUCAGAACAUUAUGGCUAGGGCAAGUGAUCACAAUAACAACAACAAGUCCUCAAAGAGUAGGGUGAGUGACCACUUCACCUUUGCCAGCAUCUUCCACCGUAGGAGCUACCAAAUCCCUGAAGGGGACACGAUGAAGAACAUUGACAAAGUGGUGCAGCCUAGUAUUAUUGUGCCUCCUAUGGAAGCUGGUGGUGUUGGUGACUAUAAUUCUUCUGUUGCUAAUUGGGAAAGUGCUUCUAGUGUCUCUGAUUGCAGCUCUGAAUGGGUAGGAUUCGGGAAUUCGAAACUCGGGUUGGAGUCGGACGGGUAUGAGAUAGGGGAGGCUAGUGUUGGUGAUCAAGGGUUCUUGGAGCAGUUAAUGGGGUGGAUUGAAACCCCUGAUAUUAGUGAUCAUCAAGGUGAGGGUUCAAGGAGUAAGAGGUUCAAGGUGUCUUCUUCUGUGCUUGUGCCACCUACUUUCACUGGCUCUUCUUAUGAUUGUGGAUCCCCUUUUAGUGGUUAUGCCUCUCCUUAUAAUAACGGUUAUGCUUCUCCAUAUAACAACGGUUGUGCCUCCCCUUGUAAUGGUUAUGCUUCUCCGUAUUACAAUAAUAAGAAGUGAAUGAAACUGGAAGCACAUGUACUGAUAUAUAAUCAUGGAGCCAGGUUUUGAAUAUCUUCAAAAAGUGGGAAGCAUAAGAGAAUAACUACUUGUUUCGGUGAAGGAAAGUUAAUGUUCACUGCAUGUAUAUAGAAAAGAUACAGAAAAGAGAACUUGGUUCUGGGAAAAAGGUUAAUUUUGUCAUGGACAUGAAAUUAAUGAUGCAAGUUUGGCUAGCUGCAAAAUUAACUCUCUUUUGAUCAAGUUGGAUUUUAUUAUAUCUGUACUGUUUGUGAUAUGUAACAUACAUAUGAACAUCAGGCUAGGAUAGUUUGAGUUUGAAAGCACAAAGGGGCAUGUGAUGUACAUGGAUGUGCCUAUAUAUGUGUAUGUAAUAUAUAUACAUCCUUGUAUGAAAAUAUAUUGGCAAUUACUUUUCAGUCAAAA
Glycine soja is the source of this 1604-nucleotide messenger RNA. Its product is annotated as ethylene-responsive transcription factor ABR1-like. The coding region runs from base 177 to 1178 and encodes 333 amino acids. Gene Ontology annotation, molecular function: DNA binding; DNA-binding transcription factor activity. The record is from RefSeq and is a predicted model, not a curated record. The transcript has a single exon. NCBI's taxonomy places the organism in Eukaryota, Viridiplantae, Streptophyta, Magnoliopsida, Fabales, Fabaceae. Gene Ontology annotation, biological process: regulation of DNA-templated transcription.